Molecule: messenger RNA, 680 nt
Organism: Sander lucioperca (pikeperch)
Lineage: Eukaryota; Metazoa; Chordata; Actinopteri; Perciformes; Percidae
Product: M-phase specific PLK1 interacting protein
Exons: 2
Coding region: 148-678 (176 amino acids)
Source: RefSeq, a predicted model, not a curated record
AAAAUGUUCCUGUUGGCCGCUGGGCGGCGCUGCAUUUUACAGAACUAUAAACAGAUCCGUCUGUGUUUCCGGUUCCGGUUCCGGUUCAGUCCCAGCAGCGUUUUGUUUUGUUAGUUUCUCUGCCGUGUGGUUUUAUUUUCUGCUCUCAUGUACCGAGCACCGGACAGACCUCAGCGGAGCCCUGCAGCCCCGCGGCCGGCUGGAAGGUUCCCCUCCCCGGCCUCCGGCUGGGGUUUCCCCCGCUCUCCUUACGGAGGCUCCGGGCAACGGGGAGCAUCUCCCCGCGGCUACUCUCCGGCUUCCCCGUGCUACUCUCCGGGCUACUCCCCGGGAUCUCACCGAGGAUACAGGGACGGAUCCCCGGCCGGGUUCGGCAACGGGUCCCGGGGAUUCGGGGAGUCCCCGGCCGGGUUCGGCAGCGGGUCCCGUGGAUUCGGGGAGUCCCCGGCCGGGUUCGGCAGCGGGUCCCGGGGAUUCGGGGAGUCCCCGGCCGGGUUCGGCAGCGGGUCCCGGGGAUUCGGGGGGCACAUGCGGCACAGAGGAAGCGGAGGUUUCCGGCGGCCUCAGUCCUUUAGUCCCGCCUCAGCUAACUUCCAGGUGGAGAAGUAUUUCAGUCCGUCGAUGCUCCAGGACCCCUGGGCGGCUCUGCAGCCUAUCACAGACAAACAGACCACCUGACA